Messenger RNA from Paramacrobiotus metropolitanus, 5195 nucleotides. Its product is annotated as CD109 antigen-like. Bases 253 to 4488 code for a protein of 1411 amino acids. Gene Ontology annotation, molecular function: endopeptidase inhibitor activity. Lineage: Eukaryota; Metazoa; Tardigrada; Eutardigrada; Parachela; Macrobiotidae. The record is from RefSeq and is a predicted model, not a curated record. The transcript has 17 exons.
UAUUCAUUAGCAGGCCUGUUGGCGGCUAAUUAUAAAGUUAUACAUAAACAGAAGACUGAGCAUUGUUAGUCCCUACGUAGUAAUAAUUUUCCGUUGCGGUGUACAUCUGGCUGCCGACUGGAAGCCUACACUUGCUUUCCAGCCGUGCUUUACUGCAUGGUCUUGAUUUAAGUUGCUUGAGUUUAUUGUUUGACUUUCUUGACAGGAAUUAUACAAUUGUAUUCUGGAUCGUUGUCUGCGUCAACCGUAAUCAUGCAAGCCGUUGGCUUGAGAAUUCUGCUGUUGUUAGCAGCGUUGAUCUGCAGCUGCAGUGGUCUGGAUUACGUGAUUUUUGGGCCGAAGACGGUGCACUCGGGGAAAAAACUCCCUGUUUCCAUUCUGUGCCACAAUGCAUCGUCCGAUGUGAAAGUGGAUAUCAUUUUGCUACCGCAGUCCCCAAGCUGGGAUGAUUCAGAUGCUGAUGGAGACGGUCGUCCAGAUCGAGUUUCAGCGUCGAAUAAUUUUACGUUCAAGAAGACCUUCGUAAUCAAGCCGAACCAGCUAAGCCAAGUGGAACUUCCUAUUGGCGAUCUAUCCAGUUAUGUCAAAACUCGACCAGCCAGUAACGUGAUUUUGAAGAUUAAUGGAUCGGAUUCGAAUGAUUUUUUCAAUCGCGAUGUUAGAGAUCUUAAAGUUGUUGACGGGGAUAAGCCGGAUGCCGCUAAAACACAGUUCGCUUUUGUCCAAACUGACCAGCCUCUGUAUAAAGCCAGAGACACCGUUCGCUUCCGUAUUGUCACUGUGGACCAACAACUGGUUCCUGUUUAUAUCCCGCUGACUGUGCAAAUACGGGAUCCACAAAAUAAUAUAAUCAAGCAAUAUUCCAAUGCGUCAGACCCUACUGUUUUGGGUUAUUUCGCCGGCGAUGUCCAGUUGUCGUCGGAACCGUUAUUGGGCGUAUGGAAGAUCGAAGCCCGCAGUUCGAAUGGAGAAAAUGUAAUCGGCAGCAAGGAAUUCUCUGUUGAUGAAUAUGUUUUGCCGCGGUUUGACGUUAAAAUCCUGUCCACUCCGGCUUACGUGACCCCGUCGGACUCCGAUCUGAACUUUUUCGUGGAGGCAAAUUACACAUUUGGUGAAGCGGUUAAAGGCAAACUGGAAGUGACCGUCAUUGCACCACCGAAAUGGGCGGACGAAGUGCUGCGCAUCGGGUUUCACAGUAAUCCUCAACCAUCUCCGUUGAAUAAAUCUAUCCAGAUCACGGACUUUAACGGACGAUCGGCGAUUAAUGUUCCUCUUAGUUCUGUACUGGACAAGGAUCGAAAGUACAACUCCUACGACAGACUCGAAAUCCGUGCUAACUUUACGGAAACCCUAACUGGUCAAACACGAAAUGUCUCGACAACUGUAUCCAUCACCAAUAAGCCUUACAAACUAGAUUUGUUAAACAACCCCGACACGUUUCUGCCCGGUUUCCCGUACACGUUGCGCGCCCGUGUGGCCGAUCUUACCGGACGUCCGCUUCCACCCAGAACGAAGCAGUUAAACAUCGAAGUGUCAUUUUACGAUAAACGUGCUAGUUGGGGAAAAAGGAUUUCCAGUGACAAAAAUCUGAACGAAAGUGUAGUUGUUCAGGAUUCGGAUGAUAGUGUCGCUGACGAUGAUGUUCCGGUGGGCCCGCUACGAUCAACCUCCAGCGAUGAUGUGGGAUUUUCUCACCGACGGCAUCGACCGUUUCCUUGGCCACGCCCUCCUCGACCAUCCCCUAAACCCAUUCCUGCAGAAAAAAUUUCCAUUGCGGUUCCGGCUGAUGGAUUCAUCAGGACGGAUAUCCCAACUCCCAAGCAUGCGCGUCGAAUGGAAUUGAAGGUCAUCUACAUGGAAGAGGAGAAACGCUUAACCGUUAAGGGAAAGGAGUCUCCCAGCAGCAGUUUCCUCGAAAUUAAGCCAUUGACGGACAAUCUACAGACAGGGAAAACUGGGAGUUUUGGUAUUAAUAUGACCACACGGACUAACGAAGUCAUCCAGUUCCUGGUCCAGUCUAAUUCGAACGACAGUUUUCUCUGGAGCAAUUCAACUUCGGAAGCUGGCUCGUAUGUCGUUAUUUCCGUUCCUUUGAUGGAAUCCAUGGGCCGUAUCGGUCGGUUAAUGGUAUAUUACGUCCGUGCGGAUAAAGAAAUCGUGGGAAAUAUUCUGGUCUUAGCGCCUGCGUUGGGAAUGAAGAACGCUGUGACUAUUUCUGCGCAGCCAAGUAGUGGUCUGGGUUACGCUAAGCCCGAGGAAGAUGCGUCCUUUAAAGUCACUACAAGUCCUUUGUCUUUUGUGGCUUUUCUGGCUAUGGACGAAGGUCUGCUGUUAAUGAAAAGUGGGAACGAUAUUUCCUCAGACGAAGUGAAUUCGGCUGUGAGCAAGGACAAAUUCACUCUUUCUAAUCUAUAUUCGACUCAGGAUUACUUUGAGAAAGCGUACACUUCCGGACAAUUUAUCUUGACCAAUGAUAAACUGACUAGCUCAACGGAAACAGAACCCUACCAAUACAGACCUUGGCUGUCUGGCAUUUCGGGCGUAGCGGGGAGGCCCAUGUUCUCAAUGAUGGCAAAAUCGCCCUCCCGGAGUGCAUCGGCCAGCAGUGCAUCCCUAAAUAGCCUUCAGAUGUCUGCAGUAUCGAUAGGGUCGUUUGCUGGGGGAGCGUCCGGUGCUAGCGCACUACCUACUGAGAAUCGGAGUGGGUUUUUCGAACUCAGUACCCCGAUGCCUUCAGCGACUUCUGAAUCAAGCAAGGAAGCCGACAAUCUGCAAGCGCCGGCCCAAACGCGAAAAGAUUUUCGUCAGAGUUUCUUGUUUGAAACCGCAGAGGCUGAUGCUAAUGGCUUUACGGAAAUUCACUCCAAAGUACCUGACUCAAUUACCACGUGGAAGGUUUCAGCCUUCAGUUUAAACAAUUCCACUGGACUCGGACUGACCUCAGAUCCUGCCAGGCUGAAAGUUUUCCAACCAUUCUUUGCUGUAUUGAAUUUACCAUUCAGCAUUGUCCGCUUCGAGAAUCUCACAGCUGAAGUCCUUGUGUUCAACUACAUGUCGCAGCAGCAAGAUGUGACGGUUCAACUGGAAAUCCGCAAUCCCGACAACACCACCGCUGUAUUUAAGAAGAACGUCGUUGCAAAGCCUAGCGAAGGCACCACAGCUGCCUUCACGGUCAUCCCGCAGCAGAUUGGUGACCUAACUUUAAAGGUCACCGCUCAGUCGACAUUUGCGGCGGACCAGCUGGAAAAGACGCUUCCCAUCAAACCCGAAGGAGUGAAGCAGUAUUUCACGCGACCGGUAUUUCUUGAUCUUCGCAAAUCGUCUCCGCUGAAUAUUCCCGUGGCGCUGCCAGCCAAUCCGACCGGCAAAGUGGACGGCUCCGAUAAAGUGGAGGUGCGCGUGGUGGGCGAUAUUUUGGGUGCAGCGAUGAACAAUUUGGACAAGUUGAUUCGCUUGCCUACCGGGUGCGGUGAACAGAAUAUGGCCACUACGACGCCGAAUCUGGUCGUCGCCAAAUAUCUCAAACAGAUCAACAAGUUGGUUGAGCCGCAAAAAUCGAAACUUAUAGCUAACAUGCAGCUGGGUUAUCAGCGAGAAUUAAAGUACCGCCACAGCGAUAACUCCUACAGCGCCUGGGGACCAUCCGAUCCGAAAGGCUCGACUUGGUUGACUGCCUAUGUUGCCCGGGUUUUCGCUGAAGCUGUGGAAUUUGUUCCCAGUAUUGAGGAUGAUGUGAUAAAAACAGCGCUGCGUUUUCUGGUCGAUCAACAGAACGAUGAAGGGGCAUAUAUUGAAAACGGAAAGGUCAUCGAUAAACAGCACCAAGGCGGCGCUUCCUCGGGAGUGGCCUUGACAGCUUACUGUGUUCUGUCCUUUUUGCAGUACAAGGAGUCUGGCAAAGCUUCCGUAUCGAGGUUUGACGAAUCCGUUAAGACAGCUGUCACGUAUUUGGAAUCGAAAUUCACCAGUUUGAACAAUGAUUCGUAUUCGCUAGCCAUCACCGCAUAUGCUUUAGCGCGGGCGAAGAGUGCCAAGAGCGCUAUGGCAUUGGAUCUGUUGGAACAGAAAACGAUAAAAAACAGCACAGCUGCGUACUGGACCACGGUUGCUUCCCUUUCUGAUCAAGGAGCGGAUACUGACCAUUCAUACCCGACCAAUGCUAAGGAUGUGGAGGCCACCGCUUACGCGUUAUUAGCGUAUAUGGCCAACGAUAAACUCUCAUCUGCGCUUCCGGUUGUCACAUGGCUGAUAUCCAAACAGAAUGCUGAGGGUGGUUUCUUGUCUACACAGGAUACUGUUGUGGGUCUGAUGGGAUUAGCGGAGUUUGUUAAGGUGUUUGUCAAUCCACCGUCAAUACAGCUGGAUAUCAAUUAUGAUGAGUCCAAACGUAGCCUCUCGAUCACCCCGGAUACAGCCGUCGUUCUGCAGAACGUCGAGCUUCCGAAAAAACCAAAAGCAAUCUCCCUGAAUGCACAAGGAAAGGCGUAGCACUGGCUUAUGUGAGUUGGACAUACUAUGUUGCCAAACCGGCGGAAGACGUUGCGUUCGAUCUGAAUUUGACCACGACUGCGUCAAAAUCUGACCUUCGAAUGGGAAUUUGCAGCCGGUAUCUACGCGAAGGCAUGAGUAGUAUGGCCGUAAUUGAGGUCAAUACUCUUUCUGGCUACCAGUUCGACGAGGAUGAGAUUGGCAAAUUAAUCAAAACUGUUCCCAGUUUGCGUAAAACCGAAUUCGAAAACAAGGAUACAAAGGUCAACUUGUAUUUCGACCAGUUGGAACAGGCGCCUACAUGUUUGAAGCUGACCAUGUACCGUAUUUACAAAGUGAAGGAUUUGAAGGAUCAGAGCGUGGUCGUUUAUGAUUACUAUAACCCCAAAGAAAGGCGAACCACUUCGUACAAUCUGUCGUAAUUCAACAAAAAAAUAAAGAAGCCUUCGUUGCAUUAAGUAUUGAACAUUGGAUUCGAACUGAAUUCGAAUCUCUUUAGAUGUUUGACUUUGAAAUCUGGUUGUUUUGACUAUGUUAGUGCGUAAUGGUGUAAUGGCACGCUUGCAGCUAAAGGCGAUCAUUGCGUAGAAAAUAGAAUUUUGUUGAACGUUUUUGCUUCUUCGGAUUUAUAUUACGGAGUGACAGACAAUUUUUCGGCCAAUAUUUUUAUGCUGGAUUUGGUGAUGUAACUGAAAUCAAAAAUAAAG